CUGCGUCGUGCGAGUCUCGUGUUUCAGUCAGCGUUCAGCUGCCGGGCCUCGUUCGACGGGUGGUUCGUUCGUUUUCCAUUUGCCUGGUACGCGCCUCGUAAACAAACGUAAACAAGUCGCACGCGUGCGCGUGGCGUGGAUUUUACGGACGCAAUCCGUUAGAUUUUUCUGUCACGGGGAAACUUCACGCACUCCGCGUACGUCGUGAGGUUUCGCGCGAUCGCGGUGUGACCGCAGGGACGCUUCUAUGGAUACGCAGCUUGUUUCACAGCAGUGACACCACCGGGAGAUACAUCGUUCUCAUGGUACACACGAGUAUUUGCCGCAGGACGUGACACAGGACUUGAUUGUGCGUCAAUCGUAGUGGGAUACAGAAUCAGCGCUGUUAUGGAGCCGCAGGAUUGUUAAUUGAUCAUCUGAUUUCAGAGCCGGAGCGGAGAUCGCACGCAGCCAAGAUGGAACGGUGGCUCGUGUAUACGGUGACGCUGCAGAUCUUCGCUGCCAUCGUUCAUGCCACCGAGGAUUUUCGGCACAUCUCGUACGAAGAUUUAGCGUACACCAAUAUGUUUCGACAGGAGGGAGUCACAACUUAUUCUCAGCUGCUUUUCGACGUGGCGCGGCAGCAAGUCGUUGUUGGAGCACGGGAUAAUCUGUACCGCUUGACGUUGACGUCGCUCACGGACCUGGAGCACGCCUCAUGGUCCGCGCCGGAGGACAAGGUUAACACCUGUCAGAAUAAGGGCCAGAGCGUCGAGGAUUGUCGUAAUUACGUCAAAGUGCUGCUCAGCAAUGGCAAGAGCCUCUUCACCUGCGGCACUUACGCCUUCAGCCCAUGGUGCGCGUGGCGAGAGAUCGAGAAUAUAACGAGCGUUACCAGCGAGAUGUCGGGUGUGGCUAUGUGCCCGUACUCACCACAUGCGAAUGUCACGGCUCUUCUAUCAAGAGGUCCCACCGGAGGGCUCUUUGCCGGCGCGCCAACCGACUUCUCCGGAGCUGAUCCUGCGAUCUACAGAACACUGGCAUCCCCGAACCUUCGGACUCGACAGUACGACUCCAAGUGGCUGAACGACCCGCAGUUCGUCGGCAGUUUCGAGACGGAGGAUCACGUGUACUUUCUAUUUCGCGAAUCUGCCGUGGAAUACAUCAACUGCGGCAAGAAAAUAUACUCGCGGAUAGCGAGGGUCUGUAAGAACGACCGGGGUGGACAGAUUAUGAUGAAAGAUGUAUGGACAACCUUCAGCAAGGCCCGUUUAAAUUGCUCUCUUCCCGGCGAAUUUCCAUUCUACUACGACGAGAUCCAAGGUGCAGCUUAUCAUCCGGAAGAGGGAAUCAUUUACGCGACCUUCACGACUCCUAUUAACGGCAUCGCGGGCUCAGCGAUCUGCGCGUACAACAUGUCGGCCAUCGCCGCUAGUUUUAACGGACCUUUCAAGUAUCAGGAAAAUGCGGGUGCCGCCUGGGAAAGGAGACCCGUAUCGCAUCACAAUCGGCAGCGUUGUGGCCCGCUGUCCAACACUGCACCGCAUCAGAUCAUGGACAAUCAGCGGUACCAGCUGAUGGACGAGGCAGUCCAGAGCACAAUGCUGGAGCCAUUACACACCGCAACCCUCGAGCGAUUCACCCACAUCGCGGUGGAUGUGACGCCGACCAAGCUGCAUCGCAGCGUGACUGUCCUCUACGUCGCCACGGCGACCGGACUGAUAAAAAAGAUCUCUGUCUUGCCCAGAACUCAAGAAACUUGCAUUGUCGAGGUUUGGGGACCGCUACCUUCACCACCGAUGACCUUGCAGUUUCUCAAAGACACGCAAAGUCUCUACGUUGGCAUGGAGAUUGGCGUUUUACGCAUACCUGCCGUUCAGUGUUAUCGCCAUCGGAGCCGUCAAGCGUGCCUGAACGCCCAGGAGCCGUAUUGCGGGUGGAACGAGCAUCUCAUGAAGUGCGCGCAGGCACCGAAGCAGAAUUACCUGGCGAAUCAUUGGCAUCAGGAGGUCACCAAGUGCCCGGUGCUUACCGACCCCGUCGACGGAGGCUGGAGCGCCUGGAGCCUCUGGUCUCCCUGCCAGCACGGCAUGGGGGAACAAUCGUCCGGACACGGCCACGUACACUCUCACCCACACAAUGAUAACUCGGAGAAGAGCGACACGUGCCAAUGCCAGACCAGAGAGUGCAACAACCCUCCACCGCAACACGGCGGCGAGACCUGUACGGGUGCACGUGUCAGAGUAACAAAUUGCACCGUCCACGGCGGAUGGACCGCCUGGUCGGCCUGGUCAGCGUGCUCUCAGACUUGCGGUUUCGCGAUGAAGACCCGCCGACGGACUUGCACGAAUCCGGCGCCCGCGUUCGGCGGUCGCGUUUGCGUCGGCCACGACCACGACGAUAUCGUGUGCAUCGAUCUACCGCCCUGUCCCGCCCCUGCGAAAGCCACCCCUCCGCCCCAGAAUGGCCAGUGGUCAAGCUGGGGCCCUUGGCAUGCAUGUUCGCGGCCGUGCAACGGUGGAAUACGCGUUAGAAAAAGAACUUGCGAUUACCCAUCACCAAAGAAGGGUGGCAUUGAAUGUCCCGGUUGCGAUUUUCAGGUCGAAGAAUGUAACACUCACGAAUGUGCUGAGACGAGACGGUACUCCGGAUGGACGCCUUGGCUGGCUGUGAACGCCAGUUUGCAAACUGGUAGCGUGGGUUACGUGGAAAAACGUUUCCGAUUCAGCUGCCGAGCGCAGACGGACGAUCCUUCGAGCGUGCGGGUGCAACUUGCCAAAGAAGAGGAACGUUACUGCAGAAACGACGGAUCUUGCCUAAGAGGAAAGGGAGACGGAUACGCGGAAUCUAUCAAUGAAAACGGCUGGGGCGAAUGGUCCUCUUGGGGCCCGUGUGACCGUCCUUGCGGACGAGGUACCCAGCAUAGGAUGAGGCAAUGCGAGUCGCCGCCUUGUGAAGGCAGCCUUAAUACGCAGAGCAGAAUUUGUAACACGCAUCCAUGUCGUCUGAAUUCUGGCGGCAGCAACGCAGCGGAGGGGCAAUGGUCAUGUUGGACGGAUUGGUCCGAGUGUUCAGCAAGUUGUGGCGUCGGCGUGCGCACGAGGACACGAGAGUGUCUCGGCCCAGAAAGCUGCAGCGGCCCCAGACUGGUCAGAGAAGCCUGUGAGAUGCCCAGCUGCGAAUCGCUGCUUGGCUGGGACACGUGGUCGCACUGGACUUCCUGCGAUGGCGAUCAUCAGCAGCAUCGGAAGCGAACGUGUCUCCAACAUGGUCUCGGCAUGUGUCAGGGACCAACUCGUGAAACACGCGAUUGCCUUCCAGAUUGCAUGGACAACGAUGUGAAUGCGUUGCCUUCGAGCAUAGAGAAUACAGGCGUUACGGUAGGCGCGGUAGUGGGUAGCUGCGUAAUCGGUUUUCUCAUCGGCCUGGCCUUAACCGUGAUGCUGUGCUUCUGCUACUUGAAGCGGCGCAAGCCACGCAUACCGGGCAGUCCACAUUACAUUAGCAAACAGAAUCCUUACGUCACUGUACCAUUGAAAGAGGUGAACGCGAAGCGGCAGCCUAGCUUCUCAGGCAGUACCAACGGAAACGGGACUCUGCGUGGCAAGAGCAACCCGAACGUCAACGGUCUCGGCAGUCCUAAACUGUACCCGAAGAGUCUCGACUACGAAUCCGCUACUGCGACCCUGAAGCGUAACAGUCACGGCCAGCAGCAUAUUCGUGCUGACCUCGAUCAGGACAAAUACUACUGAACGAUCUCCAAACUUGGCGUGGAACCGUGCGUCAGUUUCUUUUGGUGAUCUGUGCUCUGACCUGUCCAAUCACGAGGUCUUGAAGUGAUUUGUCAGUACAGCAAAGUGUACGUAACAUUGUUGAAGACUAACUCAUUCCACGCAUUUGGCAGCUGCAUACACGUACGUUAUCGAUCGAUUAGCGACAGUGAAUCGCGACACUAGAAUGGCGUGUGGGAAACUCGAAGAGGGACUUCCAGUUUACGGGAAGAGCGAUAGUGCCUUGCAAGCGAAAAAUUGUGUGCAACAAUGUAAUGUCCGCAAGAAAGAAGAGCUGGCUUGAGAGAGGUACCUACUUAAUUAAAGUAAAGCGCGAUAUCUUCGACGUGGAAGCAAUACGUGUGCGAUCGAUCAAACGAGCCUCCGCUCGGAACGUUGCACGUUCUUAGUAUUAAGUAAGCGAUGUACGCAUUCUCCGGCACGCUCGAGAUAACGAUGACGCUGCGAUUGACGACGCAACUGCGUUGACGAUGUUGCUCAACAUGGAAUGACCAAAAUUCGAUGCACGCCUCGGUGCGAACACUGCGCGAUGGUUUUUUCCCUCACCCAAUUGUUGAUUCUUAAAAUAUACACAAGCGCUUUCGCGAUCGAGUGACGCGUCGUUCAUCAAAGCGUUUUAAUAACUCAGCGUGCACCGUGAGAAAGCCGUUGUUUCGAGGAAGUUUAUAAGAGUUUAUUUUUUGUUUCUGUACAUAUCUGUGGAAAAUGGGGAGGUAGGGAGUGCGAACGGGCGAAAUUAUCGACAAUUAAUCCCGCUCACGCCUGGGCAUUCGACUUUAUCCAUCUGUAUAAAGUUUCACGAUUUUUCAUCCGUAUGUAUUUUCAUAGAUCGUAUAUAUAUCUCGUAUAUCUGUUAAGAUUAUCUGUGCGUGCGAGACGGCAAAUGAGAAAAAAUAAAGAAAUGAACAAGAAAGCAUAGUCUGUUGAGAGUGCAAUUACAUGCAGACACGUCCGGCCUGUCGAGAGUCGAUUGAUUGAGUAUAGUCAUUGUACAAAUGGGAAAUGUGUUAUAUAGAUACAUGUCUCGGAGAGAAAGUGUUCGUCUCUUUUCGUUUUUUUUUUUAUUCAUAGGAGAAACAUCGAAUUUUUAUACCGACGUAACGUAGUGCCAUGAUACGGAGUUGUACAUAAAAAUGCGUCUUCUUAAAUGUAGCUUUACGAUGAUGGAGCGGAUGCGUAUAUUAUGUAACAAAUGUGUGACGAUAAACGCAUACACACACACACAUGUUGCGCGACUAUUGCGUUUAUAUUGGCUCACAUUGAGUCGCGCUCGCGAAUCACGUUCAUGCAUGCGACCUGGAGCAAUUCGUCUCUUUGCUUACCGCGUCUAUACAAUAAAUCGAAAUGUACUUCGUAGGAUCCUAUGUCUAAGGAACCUAUGUCUUCCAAAAUGAUGAGUUUAAACAAUUUACUUGUGUUAAAAUUAACUUCUACAUAAAAGCUUGUGCAAUUUGCUAGAAAGAAUGUAAGAUGAUGUGCGUGAGAAUGUAAGAACGCAAAAAAUCAACGAACAUAAUUCUAUAAAAUUGUAUGUCCGUGUGAUUCUCUGAUAUGUAGGACGAAGUUCUUAUCUAAAGUUCUUAUCUAAAGUCGCGUGUACACGCGAAUAAUAAUUAAUGUAUCCGAUCCAUUUAUCUCUCCCCCACCCUCGUGCACUUGUUUGCAAUAAAGACAAUAUUCUUUUUUUAUUAA
Messenger RNA from Ooceraea biroi (clonal raider ant), 5462 nucleotides. RefSeq names its product Semaphorin 5c (gene Sema5c). Gene Ontology annotation, molecular function: semaphorin receptor binding; chemorepellent activity. Gene Ontology annotation, biological process: positive regulation of cell migration; neural crest cell migration; axon guidance. NCBI's taxonomy places the organism in Eukaryota, Metazoa, Arthropoda, Insecta, Hymenoptera, Formicidae. The record is from RefSeq and is a predicted model, not a curated record. Gene Ontology annotation, cellular component: plasma membrane.